AUGGGUGGAUGCCCUGGUGACCAUACGUCAGUAGCUACCAACCAUCUUUUGGACCAAGUGACAAGGUUCAAGUGUGGGGGUUUUGUGCUGGGAAUGACAAUAAACCAUUGUUUGACCGAUGGAAUAACAGCAAUGGGGUUCGUAAAUUCCUGGGCUGAGACAGCAAGAGGAAUAUCACCUUCUACCCCACCAUUUCUUGAUAGAUCAAUCUUAACAUCAAGACAACCUCCUAAUAUCAAAUUCCCCCAUGAAGAGUUCUUAGAGAUAAAGGACAUAUCAAACAUGGUUUCCCUCUACCAACAAGACCAAAUGGUAUUUAAAUCCUUCGAUUUUGAUCCCGAAAAGCUUGCAAGAUUGAAGAAGAUAGCCAUGGAAGAUGGAGUGAUUAAGAGCUGCACAAGCUUCACAGUACUCACAGCUUUAGUAUGGCGUGCCAGAAGCAAAGUGUUGAAGAUGAAACCUAACCAACAAACCAAGCUUUUAUUUGCUGUUGAUGGAAGAUCAAAGCUAAUUCCACCACUGCCAAAAGGGUACUUUGGCAAUGGAAUUGUGCUAACAUGUUGUCUCUGCACUGCAGGAGAAUUAAUCGAAAAACCUCUAUCUUUUGCAGUAGGAUUAGUAAAAAAUGCAAUCAAAAUGGUGACUGAUGAGUUUAUCCGAUCGACAAUCGAUUAUUUUGAAGUAACUAGAGCAAGGCCUUCCCUUACUGGCACUCUUUUGGUCACUUCAUGGACUAGACUUGCUUUUAACACUGCAGAUUUUGGGUGGGGAGAGCCAAUUCAAUCAGGUGCUGUGACCUUACCAGAGAAAGAAGUGGUUUUGUUUAUAUCUAGUGGGAAGGAGAAGAGAGGAACCACUUUGCUUCUAGGCUUGCCACUCACUGCCAUGAAAGCCUUUCAAGAGCUUAUGCAAGUUUAGUUUUGAUUCACUGCCAUUAAUGGGACAAGCCCUAGAUGCAGUAUUGAUUAACAAUAUAUGUUUGUGAAGCUAAACUAUGUGAAGAGGAGUGUAGUACUGAGAUAACCAAAAACUAAUUUUCAUUUUUGUACCUUUUUUUUUUAGCAAUAAUACAAAAUCCAAAUAAAACCCAAAAAGUUGUGACU
Messenger RNA from Ilex paraguariensis (yerba mate), 1103 nucleotides. The record is from the annotation of a GenBank genome assembly. Lineage: Eukaryota; Viridiplantae; Streptophyta; Magnoliopsida; Aquifoliales; Aquifoliaceae.